Messenger RNA from Echinostoma caproni, 3420 nucleotides. Lineage: Eukaryota; Metazoa; Platyhelminthes; Trematoda; Plagiorchiida; Echinostomatidae. The record is from the annotation of a GenBank genome assembly.
AUGCUGGACUUUGGUUUAGCUCGUCAAUACACCACCCCUAAGGGGGAUGUUCGUCCUCCACGUCCAGUGGCCGGGUUUCGAGGUACUGUUCGGUAUGCUUCUCGCAAUGCACACAUGAACCGUGAGAUGGGACGACAUGAUGAUUUGUGGUCAAUGUUCUAUAUGCUUGUGGAAUUCGCCUCUGGUCAGCUGCCUUGGCGCCGGAUCAAAGACAAAGAACAAGUUGGACAAAUAAAAAACAAUUUCAAUCAUAUGACCCUUACUCGCUGCCUGCCCAGUGAAUUUCGUGCGUUUCUCGAACAUAUCGAAGGCUGCAGCUACGCUGAUCGACCAGACUACAACAUGCUGCGCGGUCUCAUCAAACAAGCCAUGGCUCGUCGUGAUGUUCGGGAAUCUGAUCCGUUUGAUUGGGAACAGUCACCUGUAUUGGCUGACGGUCAACCCACGAAUGUUGCACAAGCACCAUCCACUCCCGCACCUGCCUUGACUAAUGGAGUUGUGGGUACCGCAGGAACCCCAGUUGGACAGCAGGCAAGUCGUCAAGGUGUCACCGGACACGCCCCAUCAACAGGUGGAGCUGCUCAACACACUGGAUUCGCUGACAAGCACCAGCACACCUCACAGCAUCAACAGGGUGGUGGCGGUGCUUCUUACCAUCGACAACAUCACCCUCAUCAUCACCAUCAUCAUCAUCGAUCAGGAAACCAAGUCCAACGUGGAGUUGACACAAUGGGACUAGGCACAGCAAUUAGUGUUGGUGGAACCUCCGCACAUCAUAUGGCUAGCACAGUGAAUGAAUCUAUUCAAGGUGCACCAUCACCGGCGAUGGGUGGGGUCCCAACUGGAAGAACGGUAUCUGCGGAGCUUGCCGUUGGCGGGGAAGGUUGCGGAGUUGGAAAAGCUCAUUCACCAUUGCCUCCUCCUCCGACUCCUGGUGCUGUUGACGAGCUGGCGGGUACUGAGCUAGGAAAAUUAGGGACAACCAACGCAGCGGAUGCUGUCGACCAUGCCGCCAAGUUAACUCGCGACUCAGCUGUUCCGAAUGACGUUCCAGCCUCAUCCACUGCGGGUGGCAUGCCUGCCAUGAAUGGAAUUCCCAACCCCACCGGUCUAUCAUCUACUGGUCACAACGCAGAUGAUAUGAAACCUGUGCGGAGAAUGAGUUCUGGUGUUACUGGGGGUCACAGAAGCAAUAGACGUCAUGGUAACAUGACACCCUGUCGUAGUCUGGUGGAUGUUGGUAAACCUACGGAUUCUGCUGGUUACAAUGCCCCCGGACCCAAGGCGAAUGGAGAAACAGUAUGCGAGUGGAAUCAGCCAUACUCUUACGGAAGUCGAAAGAGCGAUGCCGUCCCUGAACAACGACCGUCAAGACUGCCAGUGCUCACUCCGGUUCGACAAAAUCAUCGAGAUUCUCAGCUGGGUCAGGUUUUAGAUACACAGAAUAGUGCUUCCGUUGGUCAACAUCAUUCUGCCUCUGCUCUACGCUCCGGUUUUGGCGAGCGGAUUCCUGGUAGUGGUGAUCGUUUGGCAAUCAGCUCUCCCAAAGGCAGUAGUCUGUUUGCCAGCGGAACAGAUAUGAGUUUAACCGGCCCAUAUGGGUACGCUGAUCAGAGUCAGAUCAGCGCAGCACAAAUGACUCAUGCAAUUGCUGUGAGCACCAUGGGCCGCAUACCGUCUGGUUCCAAUUCCCGCCUGACGCGGCUGAAUAGCUAUGCUGCCGGUUCUAUUACCCAGUUAGCAGGAUUAGGUCUUUCCACUCAAGAUCUUUUAGGUGAUGAAGAUGGAGAAAUCAAAAUGAGUGCUAUAGAUGGAAACGAUGCGCAUGGUACCAUUCCUCCGUCUAACCUGACUGAAGCUGAGCACGUUGAUGGGGCUUUGAUUGUUUACCGCGCAGAUGAUUCAGACGCCGAUUCUGAUGAAAGGCCCAAUGGAGCUGGGGUUACGGACAAAUCCCGAAAUGUUGAGGUGAACUUUUUAACAACAGACGACAGUAGAAAUGGCGGAAAAGUUCGUUUGCAUCACGAUAACGGCACCAGCGGAUAUAGUUUGAACCCGACGGAGGUUGGCGACGAUUUAGUUCGGGAUAAACAUCCUUCUAGUCUAUCUGGCUCCAACCCCCGUGCAAACAGCAAACCACGUGCGCACUUCGCCACUCAUCGUCGUCAGCGUGCCAUAACAGGGACGAGUGCUGAUGAGGGUGUGAUGCAUUCUAAUCGCCGCGUGUCUGUAGGUGAGUCUAUUCUCAGCUCGCGUAGUUCACCUCAGUUCAUUACCUCCGCGGAUGGUUCCGGUCGCCGAGCUUCACUGACCCAGUCUGUUCCCAAUAACCGGCCUGUUCCUGUUCCGCGUCAACGUCCUCAAGUUAACUGGAAUCAAAUUCGUGGACCCAGUGGUUUCAUUGAAGGAUCGCGUGUCAAAUUGGAACACAGUAACAGUCGGUCUUCUCAGUCCGGCUCGCAUUCAUUCAGCCGUGAUAGCUCAGGAAACAAUGGUGCUCUAGGCCCCGUUCUUGGUCGCAAAACAGCCUCUAUGUUUGGUGGUCCAAACGGCACAGUCAAUUCAACAAGUAGCCACUUCCAAGCUCGUGCUCAGCCCCGCAGUCCAGGGAUAGGCACUCGUCUAACCAGGGCUAACGGUGUGCAUUCAGGCAGUGUGCCCAUCGAUGUUCAAAGACAACGUUCCUAUCCUGCGGGUCUGCGUACCGUGAUAAAACCAAAAAAUGGAUUUUUCCCAGCCAACAAUAGCGCAAACAUCGGUAACAACGGCGGUCCCGCUACUAAUCGUUCUCGCGGUACCUGGACACGGGGUUUGGUUGAGCUUCAAGAGAAUAACAACCAUCUACAUGGGACUCAGGAUUUCGAAGAUCCGGUGGACACCGCGUGUAUACGACGACCCAUCUCUCGACUAUCCCUUUACGAACGCACGGAUGUAGCGUGUACAGAGGGCGCUGCGCUGGUGGAAGAUGAAUACGGCAAUGGUGAUCCUGCGAAAAACCAAUCCGUAUCCACCGAGGGAAUCGAGAACUAUCCUUACACAAGUGAUACAGAUGCACUGAAAAGACGGUUAUUGCUGGAACAGUUGCACUUCGUUGAGCAUGUGGGAAAUCCCUGUUCUGAGCUAGAUGCUGAUUCCUCCACAUCAGUUGAGCGACGCCAUCAAAAUCAUCAUUUGAUUUCCAUUGAAUCUGCUCAAGGUGUUCAUUACAGUGAACCUUAUCAGGACUCAAACGAUCCCCAGUUACUUGAGGCAUGCACAUUAACAGCAAAAUGUACAUCGAACACUUCCAUUUUAGUUCCGCGCCCGCCAGCUAAUCCACCUCCCUUCAGUUCUAAUGCCCUUAACGCUCGUCGAAGACGUUAUUAUCCAGCGCCUCCUCAGAAAGCAGUGGAAAGUGAAAAUGUGAUCAACGGGAUUUAA